AUGGUUAAAAAGAAAUUGAACAGGCUUGGUUUCUUUGAACUGUAUUUUGUAGAUCCUCAGGGUCUUUCAAGGGGCUUGUGUUUUGCAUGGAAGGAGGAGCUAAAUGUCUCUGUUAUAAAUGCUGAAAACUUUUUCCUUCAUUGUAGAAUUGCUAAUUUGCAGCUUAAUAUUGAAUGGGAUAUUAUUUUCCUUUAUGCUAGUUGUGAUGAUGUUUUACGGGAAAAUCAGUUUAAUCUUCUUCUAAAUUACAAAGCUAAUGUUGUUGAUUCUUGUAUUAUUGCUGGAGACUUCAAUUCAGUAUUUUCUAUUCAAGAGAAAUAUGGAGGACAUGAUGUUGCUCAAGCUAAAAUCAGAAUCUUUCAUAAUUUCAUAAACCAAUGGGGUUUAAUUGACAUGGGUUUCAUAGGGGCGCCAACUACUUGGAAUAACAUAAGAGAGGGAUUGGCAAACAUCAGAGAAAGACUAGAUCGCAGCUUAGCAACUAGUCCCUGGCUACUUCAUUUUUCUAUGGCUAUGGUGAUGCAUUUAGAAGAUCGAGGAUCUAACCACAGGCCUAUUCUCAUUUGCACUACCCCUUCCUAA
This is a messenger RNA of Hevea brasiliensis (rubber tree), 582 nucleotides long. RefSeq lists its product as uncharacterized. NCBI's taxonomy places the organism in Eukaryota, Viridiplantae, Streptophyta, Magnoliopsida, Malpighiales, Euphorbiaceae. The record is from RefSeq and is a predicted model, not a curated record. The coding region runs from base 1 to 582 and encodes 193 amino acids. The transcript has a single exon.